Molecule: messenger RNA, 725 nt
Organism: Acaulospora morrowiae
Lineage: Eukaryota; Fungi; Glomeromycota; Glomeromycetes; Diversisporales; Acaulosporaceae
Source: the annotation of a GenBank genome assembly
UUAAUAUUUCCGGUUGUGAUCUUUCCUCUGAUAUAUUGGUGUCUCUGAUGGACCGUGAUAAAGAGAUGAAAGAUCUUUUUAUUUGUAAUCAAGAAUAUUUUGAUUUGGUCAAACAAAGUAUUUUCGGGGCAUCCGAAGAAGGUUGGCAACAGUUCCUCGAGAUUCUUUAUGCUCCUCGACGUGUCCUUUCAGAUUCUGAAUGGAUAUCUACCAUAUCGGAGGUAUUGGAUCCGAAUCCUCAUCUUUUGGCUAAAUUCAAAGAAAUUGUUGGAUACUAUGUCUGUAUGAUUAGAGAUUAUCCAAAAAUUUUAGAAAACCUUGAAACCUCAUAUCCACAGUUCUUUGUUAAUGUCAAUCAAUUCUUGAGUCAACAAGCCGAAUAUAGAGGAAGUGCAUUAGGUGGAAACCAUCUAUCUCAGGCGCGACAAUCAGUUCGUGUCAGUAGUGGUGGCAUUUUUCAAGAAGGAAAUAAUAAUAAUAACGAUAGUGAAUUGUCGUCUUUAUGGAAGAGAUGCUCGCCGACGAUAUCGUUGCCGCUGAAACAAACGAAUCCACCGUCGAAGACCCCAACGCUUUAUGAUGAAUUUAAAUCCGUAUUAUUGUCUUCACGAAGUGAAUUGUCUGAUGAGGAAUGGGAAAUGGCUAUUUAUGAAUAUCUGGACCCUUGGCCACAACUUGCCGCUCAAUUCGAAGAAAUUAUCUCCUAUGAAAUUGGCGAAGAUUAA